Messenger RNA from Mercurialis annua (annual mercury), 1893 nucleotides. RefSeq names its product ultraviolet-B receptor UVR8. Bases 210 to 1505 code for a protein of 431 amino acids. The transcript has 15 exons. NCBI's taxonomy places the organism in Eukaryota, Viridiplantae, Streptophyta, Magnoliopsida, Malpighiales, Euphorbiaceae. The record is from RefSeq and is a predicted model, not a curated record.
UCCCUCUAAUUUAGUUUACAUGCUAAACUGGAAUUCUAUUACUGGUAAGACAGGAAUUAUAAUCUCAACUAACUCAUUGAACUUAUAAAUCUAAAUUGAAUUCCAACAUUUUCAAUUUCAAUUCUCAACAGAACCAACCCGAAAAUUUUCAUGCACCAUAAAAUUUAUCAAUUUCAGCAUCAGAAUCAAGCAGAAGAGUGAGAAAAAGUAUGUGGAGUAGAACCAGCACACAGCUCAGAAGAUAUAAUAAUUGCAAAAACAUAGAGCUAGGGUUAGGGUUAGGGUUAGGGUUUAGAUUGUACAAACGAUGGAUGUCGAUGUCGAGAAAAAGAUACGCAGCUGUUUGGGGCAAUGGAGAUUUUGGAAGGUUAGGGACCGGAAGUUUGGAUUCUCAAUGGCGGCCUAAGCUUCUGCCUUCCUCUGCUUUUGAAAAUCAGCAUCUCAAAUCCAUCGCCUGCGGUGGAGCUCACACUCUGUUCUUAACAGAAACUGGGCAUGUAUAUGCCACUGGUCUUAAUGAUUUCGGACAGCUCGGUGUGUCAGGCAAUCUUUCUUAUACUGUGGAUCCCAUUAGAGUUUUUGGACUUCAGAAAGAGAUUUUGCAAAUUUCAGCUGGUUAUCAUCACUCAUGCGCUAUUACAGUGGACGGGGAGCUGUAUAUAUGGGGAAGGAAUUCAAAUGGACAGCUGGGUCUUGGAAAACAGGCAAAGAGUGUGGUCCCUCUACCAACAAAAGUAGAAUGCUUGAGUGGACUCAGCAUUAAAAUGGUUGCUUUGGCUUCAGAGCAUUCAAUUGCUGUUACUGACAGCGGUGAGGUUUUAAGUUGGGGAGGGGGAGGGUCUGGACGACUUGGUCAUGGCAACAAAUCAAGCAUCUUUGGGUUUCGGACGAGCAACAGUGAAUAUACCCCGAGGUGUAUAAAGAAACUAGAGGAAGUUAAGGUUCAAAGUGUGGCUGCUGGGUUGCUUCAUUCAGCUUGCAUUGGUGUAAAUGGCUCCGUUUUUGUAUUUGGUGAAAUGUCGGUUGAUAGAUUGGGUUUUGGAGAGGCAAAUGGUGCGGGCAUACCGUAUGUGGUAGGCAAAUUGCAAUGUGCUAAAGACGUUUCAUGUGGUGGAUAUCACACAUGUGUUGUCACAAGUGGUGGGGAGCUAUACGCCUGGGGUGUCAAUGAAAAUGGCUGCCUCGGUAUUGGUUCUACCAAUUCCUUUCAUCAACCAGAGAGAGUUGAAGGUCCUUUUAUGAGAUCUCCUGUUGAGAAGGUUUCCUGUGGCUGGAGACACACAGCAGCAAUUUCUGAAGGCAAAAUCUACACUUGGGGCUGGGGAGGUUCCAACGGCACAUUUUCUGAUGAUGGGCAGUCUUCUGGCGGACAACUGGGUCAUGGAAGUGAUGUUGAUUAUGGGAAACCUCUGUUUGUCCCCUUUGAAAAGAGUAUGAAAGCAUUACAAGUUUCAUGUGGAUUCAAUCACACUGGUGCCAUACUUGAGGAGGAUGCUGAAUCUUAGGCUGAUCUUCAUUUUGCCUCCAGCGUUCGCGUUUUUCUGCACGUGUAUGUAUGCAAAGAAACACUUCAUUAUUCUUUUACACAUAUAAAGUGAAAUGCUGAAUUCCGUAUUCAUGUUUGAGAUCAUUAACGAAGCAAAUCGACAAAUAAAAGUAUCGACAAUAUGCAAUAUUCCUGUUGCAUCUAUCGAUCUUGUAAUUAAUAUAGGGGUAAAUGACUUGCACGUAUGUAAAAAAGAAACACUUCAUUGCUGUAUCUACGAUAUGCAAUAUUUAUGUUGUAUCUAUUAUGUAUUUGUCUUGUAAUUAAUAUAUCGGCCUCACAAUUAAUAUAGCGAUCAACAUUCCGGGUCUUGAUAUAAUAGUAAAGAAAUCUUAUAUUUGUGUAUA